AUGAAGAGGCUCUUAGCUGCCGCUGGCAAGGGUCGGGGCCCGGAGCCCCCGAACGCCUUCAGCGAACGGGUCUACACUGAGAACGACUACGGGACCAUCUACUUCGGGGAUCUAGGGAAGAUCCAUACAGCUGCCUCCCGGGGCCAAGUCCGGAAGCUGGAGAAGAUGACAGUAGGGAAGAAGCCCGUCAACCUGAACAAAAGAGAUAUGAAGAAGAGGACUGCUCUACACUGGGCCUGUGUCAAUGGCCAUGCAGAAGUAGUAACAUUUUUGGUAGACAGAAAGUGCCAGCUUAAUGUCCUUGAUGGCGAUAGGAGGACACCUCUGAUGAAGGCUCUACAAUGUGAGAGAGAGGCUUGUGCAAAUAUUCUCAUAGAUGCUGGUGCUGAUCUAAAUUAUGUAGAUGUGUAUGGCAACACGGCUCUCCAUUAUGCCGUUUAUAGUGAGAGUUUGUUCAUGGUGGCAAAACUGCUGUCCCAUGGUGCAGUCAUCGAGGUGCAAAACAAGGCUAGCCUCACACCCCUUUUACUGGCCAUAAAGAAAAGAAGCAAGCAAACUGUGGAAUUUUUACUGACAAAAAAUGCAAAUGCAAAUGCAUUUAAUGAGUCUAAAUGCACAGCCCUCAUGCUUGCCAUACGUGAAGGCUCAUCAGAGAUAGUCGGCAUGCUUCUUCAGCAAAAUGUUGACGUCUUUGCUGAAGACAUACAUGGAAUAACUGCAGAACGUUAUGCUGCUGCUUGUGGAGUUAAUUGCAUUCAUCAACAACUUUUGGAACAUAUACGAAAAUUACCUAAAAAUCCUCAAAAUACCAAUCCAGAAGGAACAUCUACAGGAACACCUGAUGAGGCUGCACCCUUGGCGGGAAGAACACCUGACACGGCUGAAAGCUUGGUGGAAAAAACACCUGACGAGGCUGCACCCUUGGCAGAAAGAACACCUGACACGGCUGAAAGCUUGGUGGAAAAAACACCUGACGAGGCUGCACCCUUGGCAGAAAGAACACCUGACAUGGCUGAAAGCUUGGUGGAAAAAACACCUGACGAGGCUGCACCCUUGGCGGAAAGAACACCUGACAUGGCUGAAAGCUUGGUGGAAAAAACACCUGACGAGGCUGCACCCUUGGCAGAAAGAACACCUGACAUGGCUGAAAGCUUGGUGGAAAAAACACCUGACGAGGCUGCACCCUUGGCGGAAAGAACACCUGACAUGGCUGAAAGCUUGGUGGAAAAAACACCUGACGAGGCUGCACCCUUGGCGGAAAGAACACCUGAUAUGGCUGAAAGCUUGGUGGAAAAAACACCUGAUGAGGUUGCACGCUUGGUGGAGGGAACAUCUGACAAAAUUCAAUGUCUGGGGAAAGCAACAUCUGGAAAGUUUGAAUAGUCAACAGAAGAAACACCUAGGAAAAUUUUGAGGCCUACAAAAGAAACAUCUGAGAAAUUUUCAUGGCCAGCAAAAGAAAGACCUAGGAAGAUCACUUGGGAGGAAAAAGAAACAUCUGUAAAGACUGAAUGCGUGGCAGGAGUAACACCUAAUAAAACUGAAGUUUUGGAAAAAGGUACAUCUAAUAUGAUUGCAUGUCCUACAAAAGAAACAUCUACAAAAGCAAGUACAAAUGUGGAUGUGAGUUCUGUAGAGCCUAUAUUCAGUAUGUAUUUGCGGCAGCACUCCUCUCCAGGAAGCACCAGCUGCAGGGAGUCUGUCCCUUGCAGACCCCUGACCCAGGGAAAGAUGAAUAAAAGUCUCUUUGAGAGUUCUGCAAAGACUCAAGUGUGUAUACCUGAGUCUAUAUAUCAGAAAGUAAUGGAGAUAAAUAGAGAAGUAGAAGAGCUUCCUGAGAAGCCAUCUGCCUUCAAGCCUGCCAUUGAAAUGCAAAAGACUGUUCCAAAUAAAGCCUUUGAAUUGAAGAAUGAACAAACAUUGAGAGCAGCUCAGAUGUUGCCAUCAGAAUCCAAACAAAAGGACGAUGAAGAAAAUUCUUGGGAUUCUGAGAGUCUCUGUGAGACUGUUUCACAGAAGGAUGUGUAUUUACCCAAGGCUACACAUCAAAAAGAAUUUGAUACCUUAAGUGGAAAAUUAGAAGAGUCUCCUGAUAAAGAUGGUCUUCUGAAGCCUACCUGUGGAAUGAAAAUUUCUCUUCCAAAUAAAGCCUUAGAAUUGAAGGACAGAGAAACAUUCAAAGCAGUGGAUGUGAGUUCUGUAGAGUCCACAUUCAGUCUUUUUGGCAAACCGACUACUGAAAAUUCACAGUCUACAAAAGUUGAGGAAGACUUUAAUCUUACUACCAAGGAGGGAGCAACAAAGACAGUAACUGGACAACAAGAACGUGAUAUUGGCAUUACUGAACGAGCUCCACAAGAUCAAACAAAUAAGAUGCCCACAUCAGAAUUAGGAAAAAAAGAAGAUCCAAAAUCAACUUCAGAUUCUGAGAUUAUCUCUGUGAGUGAUACACAGAAUUAUGAGUGUUUACCUGAGGCUACAUAUCAAAAAGAAAUAAAGACAACAAAUGGCAAAAUAGAAGAGUCUCCUGAAAAGCCUUCCCACUUUGAGCCUGCCAUUGAAAUGCAAAACUCUGAUCCAAAUAAAGGCUUAGAAUGGAAGAAUAAACAAACAUUGAGAGCAGAUUCAACUACCCUAUCAAAAAUCUUGGAUGCAGUUCCUUCUUGUGAAAGAUGAAGGGAACUUAAAAAAGAUCACUGUGAACAAAUUACAGCAGAAAUGGAACAAACGAAAAAUAAGUUUUGUGUACUACAAAAGGAACUGUCAGAAGCAAAAGAAAUAAAAUCACAGUUAGAGAACCAAAAAGCUAAAUGGGAACAAGAGCUCUGCAGUGUGAGAUUGACUUUAAAUCAAGAAGAAGAGAAGAGAAAAAAUGUCGAUAUAUUAAAAGAAAAAAUUAGACCCGAAGAGCAACUUAGGAAAAAGUUAGAAGUGAAACAACAACUUGAACAGGCUCUCAGAAUACAAGAUAUAGAAUUGAAAAGUGUAACAAGUAAUUUGAAUCAGUUAAAUGUUUAUUUUGUUUUAUUUGUUUCUCAUACUUAUGAAAGUGAAAAUGAUCUCUUUCAUGAAAAUUGCAUGUUGAAAAAGGAAAUUGCCAUGCUAAAACUGGAAGUAGCCACACUGAAACGUCAACACCAGGUGAAGGAAAAUAAAUACUUUGAGGACAUUAAGAUUUUACAAGAAAAGAAUGCUGAACUUCAAAUGACCCUAAAACUGAAACAGAAAACAUUAACAAAAAGGGCAUCUCAGUAUAGAGAGCAGCUUAAAGUUCUGACAGCAGAGAACACGAUGCUGACUUCUGAAUUGAAGGAAAAACAAGACAAAGAAAUACUGGAGACAGAAAUUGAAUCACACCAUCCUAGACUGGCUUCUGCUUCACAAGACCAUGAUCAAAGUGUCACAUCAAGAAAAAACCAAGAACUUGCUUUCCACAGUGCAGGAGAUGCUCAUUUGCAAGGAAUAAUGAAUGUUGAUGUGAGUAAUACACUAUAUAACAAUGAGGUGCUCCAUCAACCACUUUAUGAAGCUCAAAGGAAAUCCAAAAGCCCAAAAAUUAAUCUCAAUUAUGCAGGAGAUGAUCUAAGAGAAAAUGCAUUGGUUUCAGAACAUGCAUAAAGAGACUGAUGUGAAACACAGUGUCAAAUGAAGAAAGCUGAACACAUGUAUCAAAAUGAACAAGAUAAUGUGGACAAACACACUGAACAGCAGGAGUCUCUGGAGCAGAAAUUAUUUCAACUAGAAAGCAAAAAUAGGUGGCUUCGACAGCAAUUCGUUUAUGCACAUAAGAAAGUUAACAAAAGCAAGGUAACAGUUAAUACCCAGUUUCCUGAGAUGAAAAUGCAACGUCAUCUAAAAGAGAAAAAUGAGGAGGUAUUCAAUUAUGGUAACCAUUUAAAAGAACGUAUAGAUCAAUAUGAAAAAGAGAAAGCAGAAAGAGAAGUCAUUGUGAGACAACUUCAAAAAAAAUUGGCUGAUCUUAAUAAACAGUGUGAGGCUUCACUAGAGGUUACAUCACAUUCUCACUCUCUGAGGCAUCAAUAGAGGCUACAUCACAUUAUCACAUUAAUCUCAAAGAUUAAACAGUAAAGUUUAUUGUGAACAUUUGCUUCUUUUUCCAUUUUAAAGUUAAACAAGAAGAAAAGAGCUGUUGGGUACACCUGCAGAAAGGCUGUCACUUCACACUUGGAAGAUUGCACAACGUCCAGGCAGAGGCGCUCCUCACUUCCCAGAUGGUGUGUCAUCCGUGCAGAGGCGCUCCUCACCUCCCAGGCGAUGGGCAGCCAGAGAAAGGUUUUUCUGGCAUUGUCUGCCCAGCUGCUCCAAGCCAGGCUGAUGAAGGAGAUGUCCUCUGUGGUGAGCUGGAGGUUGGAGCCUGAAGAUGGCACAGCUCUGUGAUUCAUCUCCUAUGGUUGUGGCAGCCACGGUGAUGGAGAUGGCAGCUCAACAGGAGCGGUAUUGUCUUCUCUAAGCCAGACCUGGUCACCUGUCUGGAGCAAAGGAAAAAGCCAUGGAGUAUGAAGCACCCAGGUAGGUGAAAGCGAAUGAAGAAGAGGAUGACAUAGAUGAGGCAUCCAAAGGCCGAGAGGAACCCGGACUUUUACAUGUGAUUUGGGAAGCUGUGAUCCAGUGGAAAUCCUUUCUGAGUUUUUUCACUUGUUCUCACAUAGGGGCAUCCUCUGUCCCAUGCUCUCUAAUGACUCUACAUUUUCUUCAAUAAUUUUUCUUCAGAUUUGCAGUGAGAGCCAAAGUUCUCUUUAUGGCUUAUAAAACAGUGCACAAUCUGACUACUUUUAUUGCUUUUGGGGAUAUACAAAUAGCUGCAUAUUUUUUAGAAACCCUGUGUUUAACCAUUUUUAAGUUCUCUUUCUGCAUUGUGUCUGAAAUAUGUAAAAGUAGUGAUAUUGAGAUUUGGUUCAGAAAUCCCAGAAAUACAACACACAUAUGUUGUAUGUUUUCUGCUUUAUAAUUUCUUAUUUUAUGGAGGUUUCAAAUGUGUUUCUACAGAAAUUCAUACCCGGUAAUUUAAUCAGAAUAUUAAGUAUCUCUUUAAGAAUAUCUAAAGUUAUUUGAAUUGAAAUUUUUAUUCUUUUAGUACUAACUGAGGUUGGUAAUUUCAAUUCUGUCUUAAUUUCUCAACUGUAAUAUAACGUAGAUAUUUCCUACAUUUCUACAAUUCACUAUGUCAGGGAACUUAGAACAUUACUGAGCAUAUGUUAAGCUCCCACUUCUUUCCUUGUUUUUUAAAUUACUAUUUUGUAAUUUUAUCUUGUUCAGGAUAAAGUUUACCAGAACUGUAAUUUAUAUGUGUGUAUAUAUAUGUAGGUGUGUAUUGUGGAUUUUUUUACAAAUAAAAAUUGUAUAUAUA
Messenger RNA from Pan troglodytes (chimpanzee), 5368 nucleotides. Its product is annotated as ankyrin repeat domain-containing protein 30B-like. The record is from RefSeq and is a predicted model, not a curated record. Gene Ontology annotation, molecular function: protein binding. NCBI's taxonomy places the organism in Eukaryota, Metazoa, Chordata, Mammalia, Primates, Hominidae.